UGCCGAGGGUAAAAGGGCCUCCAUCUAUCUAUCUUUUUGCAACCAACCACGUCCAAGCUGUUUCUUCAAUACUUCCUCUUGCUAGUGAAGGUACUAGCUGGGGAUGGGUCGGGCUUUCCCAUCUCAGCAUAAGACUGCAAGAUUUGAAUGUGCCCCAGAAUCGGUCUCACUGACCACAGCAGGUACCCAGGGCAGGAAACCGAGCAGGACCCACAGCAAGUGUGGAGGCAAGACACAUCAAAGCGGAGAUGGGAAGUGAAAGAGCGCUCGUUCUGGACAGAUUAGCAAGCAAUGUGGCAAAACGGAAAAGCUCAAUGCCUCAGAAAUUCAUUGGGGAGAAGCGGCACUGCUUUGACGUUAACUACAACCCCAGCUACGCCUAUGAGAAGGAGACUGAGCUAAUGCAGACCCGAAUGAUGGACCAGGCCAUCAACAGCGCCAUCAGCUACCUGGGGGCUGAAGCCCUGCGCCCCUUAGUCCAGACUCCGCCUGCUCCCACCUCUGAGAUGGUCCCAGUUAUCAGCAGCAUGUACCCUUUAGCUCUCACCCGGGCUGAAAUGCCUAAUGGGGCCCCCCAGGAGCUGGAAAAGAAAAGGAUGCUCCUACCAGAGAAAAACUUGCCUUCUGAACGAGGUCUGUCCCCCAUCAAUAGUGCCCACGACUCUACAGACACUGACAGCAACCACGAGGAUCGCCAGAAUCACGGCUACCAGCAAAGCCACAUGGUCCUUCCCCAGGCCCGCAACGGGAUGCCACUUCUAAAGGAGGUCCCUCGCUCCUUUGAACUCCUGAAGCCCCCUCCCAUCUGCCUGAGAGACUCCAUCAAAGUGAUCAGCAAAGGAGGAGAGGUGAUGGAUGUGUUCCGGUGUGACCACUGCCAUGUCCUCUUCCUAGAUUACGUAAUGUUCACCAUCCACAUGGGCUGUCAUGGCUUCCGUGACCCUUUCGAGUGUAACAUGUGUGGCUACCGAAGCCACGAUCGCUACGAAUUCUCCUCCCACAUUGCCAGAGGAGAACACAGAGCCAUGUUGAAGUGAGCAUCAGUCUCCGAGCUCACAAUCUAAGGCCCAACGUUGUUGUUGUUGUUUUUUUAAAACUAAUGAUAGCCUUACCCAGGAAGCUGAACUCAAACCCACAGUCCUGCCUGGUUAUGUUAGCAUUCAGUCAUAUUCACACGAACAAUCAGGGAAACACUGUCUUCGUCCAGAAACAGUUUGCAGAGCCAUCACAUUACUCUGUGAAACCUUCCUUUCCCAUCAGUUGAAUUUGAUGGGAUGUAAAAGCCAAAGAAGUAUCUGGUUCAUUAUCUUUUGUAGCCAUAGACAGCCAUCCGCUGGAGCUCCUUGCCAAUUGGAACAAUCUUUAGUGGGCUGCAGGAGACAUUCGCUGGGAUAUAGCAGCCAUAUGCGGAAAAGCCUUUUGAUCCCAUGCCCAGAUCCACACAGUGGAAGAGCUGACCAGCUGCCCUUGCCCUUGGGCACUAGCACAAGGCAGAAGGGUUAGGACCUAACCUCCCCACCCUCCCAGUCUAACAGUAAGAUAGGGACCACCAUAGAGUAAGGACCUGCUGCCAGGAAUGGAAGAGCCUACCCUCGGAGCUUCGAUUCGCUUCCUGUCACACAAACAAACAAAACAGAAGCCAUCUGAGGACCCUUCUGCUUCACCUGCCAGCUCUCUGGAAGAAAAUUUUACCCAGAAGAACCAACCAACGCUUUUAAAUACUGAGUAUCACGGACACCCAGGGAUUCGCCACUGAGGGGCAGUGGUAUUUGUUUUUGUUUUUGAUUGAGAUUGGCCGAGCAGGCUGGAGACAUAGCUUAGUGGUACAGUGUUUGCCAAGUUCAACCCCCAGCACCAGGGGACAAAGGAAAGAGAGAAAAGGGGGGGACAGGAAAGAUUGGCGGAGCAGUGUGUAAGGGCACGUGGGUUGUCACUGUCGUGGAGCACUGGGUGCAAACCCAAAGAACACCUGAAAGUGAUUUUGCACACGCACAUACACAGGGGACCCGGAACAUGCCCUUUGCCUGCCCCACAGGAGUGAGAGCAGGAACACCGAUGUUCUGAUCAGGAUGCUGCGAGGUCAUGUUAGACAUGGGUGGCUUUUAUUUCACUUUUAAACCUUGGGGCCUCGAGCUCACCACUAGCUGAGGGUAGCCAGGACUCUGAUCCUCCUGCCUCAGCCUGCUGAGUGCUGGGGUGAGAGAUGAUCACCAUCAGGGUGUUUGCUGUCUUAAACCGGAGCUGCUACAUUCCCCUGAGAAUCUCGGAAGUCUGUCUCGUUCUGUAGAUGGACCAUGUCGCUACACACACAGGCACCGAGACAUCAAGGAAGCCCGGAAUAGAGGUCACAAUGCGUGUGUGCCGAGCUCCUAUCUGCUACUAAUGAGUGUGUGCUUUUGUACAAAUCAUUUAACUCUAAAAGCUAAGCUUCCUCAACCAUAAAAUAAGAGUUGGAUUUAGGCCUUCUUGAUUGUCCCACCCGGCUUCAAUACACGAUUAUUCCAUAACCACAGGUUAUUUUUAAACCUCCUGAUGUGUGGGCACUAGACAGAAGGGUCCACACAUGAAAAUGUGUUUCAUAUCUCUUUGGUGUGAAAAUAUAAGUGUGUUAAGUUUUUCCUUCAGCCACUGAGUCAUGGACGUGAGGAGACCCUGAGGAGGAACAAAGAACAGGAAGGUGAUUUGGUCUUGCCAAAGUGUGCACACAAACUAGCAUCUGCAGCUGCUUGCCGGGGCCCUUUUCCUCCUUUCCUUUUUAAGAACUGGUCUUCGGGAAAAUAAGUUCUGCUUACAGGGACAGUUCCACGGAGCCUAUUUACAAAUGAAGAGCUAGCUUUAUGAACAUUUCUGCCAGAGCCAAGAAUCCCGAGUUCCUGGUAGAUUAGCAUUUUCCUUCUAAAGAGUUUAUGGAUUCGGCUCUCGCUCAACUCCUUUAUGCAAUGCCAGUAAUUAAAGCGGUCCACCUCAGAUACACAAAUGGCUUAGCCUGCUUUGUAGCAUGGUGUCUGUCUCAGGGAACGGGGGGUGGGGGGGCAUGAAAUUC
Molecule: messenger RNA, 3043 nt
Organism: Chionomys nivalis (European snow vole)
Lineage: Eukaryota; Metazoa; Chordata; Mammalia; Rodentia; Cricetidae
Gene: Ikzf3
Product: IKAROS family zinc finger 3
Exons: 3
Coding region: 249-1037 (262 amino acids)
Biological process (GO): regulation of transcription by RNA polymerase II
Cellular component (GO): nucleus
Molecular function (GO): DNA-binding transcription factor activity; RNA polymerase II transcription regulatory region sequence-specific DNA binding
Source: RefSeq, a predicted model, not a curated record